AUGCCGUCCUGCACCCAGGCCAAGGCACCGUCACGAGCUCAUAAAGUUUUGAUCGAUGAAGAAUGCGACCGUGACACCAUGGCCCGUGGCAACCAACGUGACUUGGCGAGAGCCAAAAACUUGAAGAAACAGCAGGAGGCGGCCAAGUCUCAGAAGAAGCAGGGCGACCCCAAAAAGCGCAUGGAAAACGACGCCGAGAUCUUGCGCCAGAAGCAAGCAGCGGGUACGUAUCUUUAA
Diutina rugosa is the source of this 237-nucleotide messenger RNA. RefSeq lists its product as uncharacterized. The record is from RefSeq and is a predicted model, not a curated record. The transcript has a single exon. Bases 1 to 237 code for a protein of 78 amino acids. NCBI's taxonomy places the organism in Eukaryota, Fungi, Ascomycota, Pichiomycetes, Serinales, Debaryomycetaceae.